AUGGCGAACCCCGCGCUCGGCCAACCCCGCGCAAUUGGCACUAUCCCCGUCGUUGAGCUGGCCGCUAAGAUCGCUUCCCUCUGUCUCGAAUACUUGUCUGCCGUCGAGAGCGCUAGGUCCGACAUCGAACGCCUACGAAAAUAUAUCGACAACCUGAAGACAGAUGGCGCGCAAAGCUUCUCUAGGGCCCACAUGGGGCUCGGCUCGAGACGUCGCAAAAGCUGCGCGAAGCCCUUAACAACACCCGCUCGCAGCUUGUGGCCGUUCGAGAGCAAGGACGUGGACAAGAUCAUUGCAAACCUCCCGCGAGAUCAGGACUCCUUUACGGCAACCCUUCAGAUCGAUCAAGCCACCGAAAUCCUCGAAAUCCACUCUAAGAUCGACCUAGCAAAGCUCCCAGGCGCAAGCGGCGCAGCCUUUGACUCCCACGCCGAAGAACACAACGCACGAUCCCACCCCAACACCCGAGCCGAACUCCUUUGCCAGAUCCGGGACUUCUCCUUCAAAAGGGGAGAGGGCGACCGUGGCAAAGCUGGCUUGGUUUUUCCCACCAUUGCUCGUCAGGUUGUGCGCAAAAUCCCUGCCCUGGUGCCUUUCGUCAGAACGGCCAUUGAUGCCGACCCAGACGUUCCCAAAAAGGCAUUGAGACACCACAACAUUUGCCGCAUUACAGCAAUUGUGAUUGUCAUUGACGCUCUUGACGAAUACAAUGGAGACGAAGACUUCAAGACCAUUAUCGCCCUGCUCGCGCAAGCAAACGUGGUACGCUCCGUAUGUCUGAGGAUUUUCAUCACCAGUCGGCCCGAGUUAUCCAUUCGGCUCGGCUUUAAAGACGUCUAA
This is a messenger RNA of Lasiosphaeria miniovina, 840 nucleotides long. RefSeq lists its product as uncharacterized. The transcript has 6 exons. The record is from RefSeq and is a predicted model, not a curated record. The coding region runs from base 1 to 840 and encodes 279 amino acids. Lineage: Eukaryota; Fungi; Ascomycota; Sordariomycetes; Sordariales; Lasiosphaeriaceae.